This is a messenger RNA of Penicillium soppii, 519 nucleotides long. RefSeq names its product PPP1R11/YPI1 family protein. NCBI's taxonomy places the organism in Eukaryota, Fungi, Ascomycota, Eurotiomycetes, Eurotiales, Aspergillaceae. The transcript is spliced from 2 exons. Gene Ontology annotation, cellular component: nucleus. The record is from RefSeq and is a predicted model, not a curated record. Gene Ontology annotation, molecular function: protein serine/threonine phosphatase inhibitor activity; protein phosphatase 1 binding. Bases 1 to 519 code for a protein of 172 amino acids.
AUGUCUCGAUCCCGACAGCCAGCCUCAAAUUCUCUCCGGACUACCACCGAGUCCCGGGAACAAUCGGUUCCCUUCCCGGCAACCCUCAGACUGCGAGCUGAAGAAGCACCAGCCGCUGAAGAAACCUCUUCAUCCCGCCGAAUAAGAUGGAGCGAAGAUGUCGUAGAUAACGAAGGCAUGGGAAAAAAGAGCUCAAAGGUAUGCUGCAUCUACCACAAAGCCCGACCAGUAGGAGAAAGCAGCUCGGAGGAAUCAUCCAGUUCGUCAAGCAGCGAGAGCGAGAGCGAAGACGACCGUCGUUUAGCUAGAAUGAAUCGGACCCGUCGUGCACCCUCGCACGGGGACUCCCACAACCGUGUCCAUGAACAUGAACAUGAACAUGAACAUGACACAAAGUGCUCAGAUCACGAACACGAUCAUGGCUCGAAAUUGAAAAAAGCAAGGAGGAAACCGAGCCCGAAUGCAUACGAGAGAAUGCCCAAGCCGUCGAAGAAUCACAAUCCUGCGCGGGGCUCUUGA